Molecule: messenger RNA, 3255 nt
Organism: Closterium sp. Naga37s-1
Lineage: Eukaryota; Viridiplantae; Streptophyta; Zygnematophyceae; Desmidiales; Closteriaceae
Source: the annotation of a GenBank genome assembly
AUGCCCGUUCCCCUUCCCACCCGCAAUUCCCCUCGACUUCCGCGUGCCUGUCCGCCCCCCUGCAGUUCCGCCUACUCCGCGGAUGCGCUGGGCGUGGAGAUGGCGGCGAUCGCGCUGCCGGCGCUGCUGGCGCUCGCCGCCGAACCCGUCGCGUCGCUCGUUGAUACGUUCUACAUCGGGCAGAUGGGUGAGGGCAGAUGGGCACCAACCCAUCGUCUCUCUGCGCCUUGUCUCUGCCGUGCUGCCUGCCCCCUGGCGCGUGUGUGGCGCGUGGCAGGCGCGGAGGAGCUGGGGGGGGUGGGGGUGGCGGUGGCGGUGGUGGGGGUGCUGUCCAAGGUGCUCAACGUGCCCCUGCUCAACAUCACCACCUCCUUCGUCGCUCAGGACCAACACCUCCUCGCCCACCCACUGCAGCAACACCAUGUGCAACAUCAGCCGCAGCAGCAACAGGGCUCGCCUCCAGUAUCAUCCGCCUCCUCUACCUCCUCCGCCUCCGCCGCCUCCCCCCCGCCCGCGUCCAAGCCCGUGGUACCGUCCGUGUCAGCGGCGCUGCUAAUGGCCGUGGCGCUUGGCGCAUUAGAGGCGCUGCUGCUGGCGGUGGCGGCGGCGCCGCUGCUGGGGGUGAUGGGCGUGGGGCCCGCGUCCCCCAUGCACGCGGCGGCGCUGCAGUACCUGCAGGUGAGGGCGGUGGGGUCGCCCGCCGUGGUGCUGUUCCUCACGGCGCAGGGCGUCUUCCGCGGCCUCAAGGACACUCGCACACCGCUCGCUGCCUCCGUGAGUGGCAACGUGGUGCACGUCUUGCUGGACCCCAUUCUCAUCUUCUCCGCCGGGCUGGGCGUGUCAGGCGCUGCAGCCGCCACGGUGGCAGCACAGUACGGCAUGGCGGGGUGGCUGCUGCUGCGACUGAGUGCCACAGUGCAGCUCAUCCCGCCCUCGCUCUCCCUCGUCACAUUCGACCGCUUCUUUAAGUCCGGCGGGCUGCUACUGGGGCGAACGGUGGCGCUGUUGGGGGCGAUGGCGGUGGGGACGAGCAUGGCGGCGAGGCAGGGGGCGGUGCCCAUGGCGGCACACCAGCUCGCACUGCAGCUCUGCCUCGCCGCCUCCCUCCUCUCCGACUCCGUUGCCCUCGCUGCUCAGACCUUAUUGGCAGCGGCCUUUGCACGCAACAACACGGCCAUGGUGCGAGCCAUCAUGCUGCGAUCGCUGCAGAUAGGGUUGGGCAUGGGAGCGGUGAUGGGGGUGCUGCUCUCACUGUCCGCGCAGCUGCUGCCGGCGCUCUUCACCUCCGAUGACCGUGUGCUGCUGCAGGCUGUCGCCCUCAUGCCCUUUGCAGCAGCGAUGCAGCCGAUGGCGAGCAUGGCGUUUGUGUUUGACGGGCUGCACUACGGCGCCACUGACUUCGCCUUUGCUGCCCUCGCCAUGAUGGCAGUGGCGCCAGCAGCAGCGGCGGUGCUGGUGUAUGCACCGAGCGAGUGGGGAGUGGAGGGCGUGUGGAUUGGCCUCUCUCUCCUCAUGGCCGCCCGCAUGUUUGCCGGCUUCCUCAGGUCAGCCACCUUCCUCAGGUCAGCCACCGCAUGCUUGCUCUAUCCCCCCAAUUCUUCCCCCCCCCCACCCCCGUGCUCUCACUCUUACGCCCCUCAUGCCUCCCCAUGCCUUACGCCCCCCAUGCAUUAUGCUCCCCCUGCCGUGUUGGUAACGUCAUGCAGAGUGGGCACGGGCGGUGGGGCGUGGGCGGUGCUGCAGCCAGCACCACAUGCGCACAGGAGCCUUGUUGGUGCAGGCGAUCAUCAUGUAUCCACACGUGAUUCAAGCGAUGGUGACAGUGGUGAUGUGGAUCAUGACUGGCGGAGUGAGCUCGGGCUGUUGGGUUGGGAGGUAUCUGGGAUGGCGGAGGCGGGAAGUGCCACCGCGCGAUCGCCGGCGGAAGAGGCGGGAGUGGAGACCGACAUGGCGCGACUCGCGGUGGCAGAUGCGACUGACGGGAAGCCCGCAGGCGGCGGUGGUGACGUGGACGAUUUGGAUGACGUGGAGCAGACGGAGGUGGUGUUGUUCCACCUCAAGGAGUGCUACGUGUACAAGGUGCGCCGCGCCCACACAUCCUCCGUGCUUUCACCGCUCGUUCCGCUCAUUCCGUUCGUUCCGCAUUAUGCGUGCCGCUGCGAUGCGCGCAGGCAAGUCGCGAGCAGGUGUCACCCCAUUGGCGCGUCUGCGCACGCGUCGUCCGGAGAAUGUCUUAGAAUGUGCCUGCUGGGUCGACUUGCAGCGAGCGGUGCCAGUGCGAGCAGGGAACGGGCAUCCGCCCUGCUGGACGCCGCCACAGGGGACCUCUUCGCACACGCGCCCGUGCGCCCCAACCACCCGUUGCCCCUGGAGGCCGUCAUCGACAGCAGCCGCUUCUUCGUGCUGCGCAUCGAAGACUCCUCUCCGCCCCCCCCCUCCGCCUCUGCCGCCUCUGCCGCCUCUGCAUCCUCUAGCAAGGGUGGGACGCCCGCUGCUGCGGCGCCACCGGUGGUGAGGCAUGCGUUCAUAGGGUUGGGGUUUCGGGAGCGCACGGCGGCGUAUGACUUCCAGGCGGCGGUGUACGACCAUGUGCAGUACGUCCAGAAGCAGCAGGAGGCGCGGCGCAUGGGGCGCACGUAUGACUCGCGGCCUGCCGCUGACUACCGCCUCAAGGACGGCCAGACGCUGCACCUCGACCUCAAAACGGUUCGUGAGAGAUGGGGAGAAGGUGGGGGGGAAGGGGGGGAAGGGGGGGAAGGGAUGAGGGAUCGGCCGGCACGGGCAAAGCCAAGCACAGCGGGCCUGCCGCUGUCGCCCACCACCCCGGGCAACGUGGCCUUCAAGUUGCCCUCCCUCACAGCUGCUGCCCCUGACGCGUCUGCCCCCUUCCCCAUGCGCCAAGCCUCAGGGGACCAUGCCGCUGCUGACUCCUCCCCACCACAUGCCACCGCAGCUGCCACCACCACUACCGCCUCGCCUCCCAUCCUCCCUCCCCCGCCCCCGGCGCGCCUCUCCUCGCCUCCCUCCGCGUCCCCCUCCUCCCCUCCCUCCACAUCCUUCUCUGCGCGCUCCUUUCCCCCCGCGGCCCCUUCCCCCUCCAUCGCGUGGGCGUUCCAAUCCGACGACCCCCCUGCCUCUGUCACCUCCGUACCCCAGUCCGUCAUGCCUGCAACCUCGGGUGGCAGUGAGGGCGGUGGCAGUGCGGCAGCAGCGGGGGAGGACACAGAUGACUUUGGGGAGUUUGUGGCCGCGUGA